AUGGCGUCAUCGCCGAGAUCUGGCCGACAACCAGGACAUCCAGCAGCGGGGCGGUACACAGUUGCGGCGCAUGAAGCAGAUGCUGAGCUCCAAGAUGAUGGCAGCUCCAUAGGAGAGGGCGCUAGAGCUGCGAUUCUCUUCCAUGAGCCAUUCUUUGAUGCGGCCAUGGUGCAACUGGAAGCUGGCGGAUCUGAAAUGACGGAACGGAAUGACACAGAUCUGGAGAUGCUGUACUUCGUCACAGAAGCCGAGGACGGCCAGGUCGAGUUUCGACUUCCUGAAACGGGCUUCAACCAGAAGUUAUCUCGAGGUGGAGAGGUCCUCGUCCCAGCGGGCGCAGCCUUCACUUUGAGGAACAUGAGCCCGGCUAUUCCCGCAAAGCUGCUGGCAGUCGUUCCACGGUAG
Messenger RNA from Symbiodinium sp. CCMP2456, 405 nucleotides. The record is from the annotation of a GenBank genome assembly. NCBI's taxonomy places the organism in Eukaryota, Dinophyceae, Suessiales, Symbiodiniaceae.